Molecule: messenger RNA, 2900 nt
Organism: Lolium perenne
Lineage: Eukaryota; Viridiplantae; Streptophyta; Magnoliopsida; Poales; Poaceae
Source: RefSeq, a predicted model, not a curated record
AUGGACGCCGACACGCGGACGGGCGAAGUUCCAUCGACUGAGGCGGUGAUGCGAGCGGACGGGGCGACCGAGUCGCGUCAUCCGCCGCCGUCUUCAUUGACCUUCACCGAGCUCCACACGGCGGAGAUUAAGCGGCUGACCGCGCUUGUGGAGGAGGCGGCGCAGAAGAACCGGAAGCUGAUUGCCCUGGGCGAUAAGUCGAGCCCGCUCGCCGUCCUCAUUCAGUGUCACUGGCCCUGGCGUUCGUUCUCACCGUUUCCUUUUCUUGUAGCAGAGGCGCAGGUGGCGGCCUUAAAGCAGCAGCACGCCAAAGAACUUGCUGCGGAGAAGGAGGCGUCCGAGGGCAUCGUCCUGGCGGUGCAGGCCGAGAAGACCAACUUCGAGGCGUUCGUCAGAGAGAUGUCGCGGCAGAUUCUUGGUACGUGCGACUUCGUGGAGACGGCGACUCCGCGGGAAUGCCUGUCGACCGCGACCGCGCGUAUCAUCGCCUGCGCGGGGGAGAUACUCGCCGCGCUCCAGUACCUAAGCCCGCGGGAGGUGAUUCCGCGGGACACGCCAUCCGUCUUCAAGGCGGUGUCCAACAUUCCGGCUGUUGUUGACUGGCUUCGCCGCUCUUCCUGCCGCGUUGGCAUUACCAUGGCUCUGAGUAUGGUGCUGGCGCAUUACUCUGAAGGGUUCGACGUGGAGGAGGUCACCGCUGGCUUCCCCUCGGAGACUGGCGAGUUCGAUGUUGCCGAAGUGCUGCGGCUGAUGGAUGCGGUGCGCCCCUUCGCCGACCGAGUACUGGCGACCGCGGACUUGGAGACUCAUAUCCCCAGCCAAGCGGCACCUGGUGACGCGGAGAAAGAGCCGGGCCCGGUGGACUACCCCGCGGAGCGCCUCUUCCAUGCCGCUGCCGCCGGCUCGUUGUCGACAUAUCCGGUCGUGGUGUACACGCCGAAAUUUCGUCACGGCGAUGAUGGCGUCGAGCCUGUCGUAGAGGGGGCUCCGGGGUCGUCCUCGUAGUUUCCUGAGUACCUGUGUAGGAAGUGGCUGGAUUUCCCGCGAGCGGGAGUUAGUUGUAAAUAAAAUGAUGACUUUUGCUUAAAUAUGAUUCGGUGGUUGCUUUUGCAUUAUUUUGAGGCGGCGAUGCAUUGGAGUUGGUUCCGACUAUCCAUGGCCUUCAGGCCAGUCGCCUUGCGACCCCAAUGAAGGCUAUCGACUUGACUGUUUUCCUUUUCGAGCUGGGCGUCCCCAGUCGCAGUACGUAGUCAUUAUAGUACGAAUAGCAGCCUCAUGGGUGGAGUAGUGGUGAGUUGUAUUUUGCGCUGUUCGGAUGUAGCGCGCCACUCGUCGUGGCUCGGUGAGCCAGUCGCUAGGCGACUCCAAAGGGGAUCAUUGCGGGCGUAUUUUCCUUGGCGAGCCGCGGGUCCGUUUUGCGGAGUCCCUAGUCGAAGUACUUAGCCGCACAAUUCGCCAACCUAAGGUAGAGGAGGGCAUUGGUGUGCUUUAUAGCGUAGCACAAGGCGGUCGCCGAGGCCCGUGGGGCUGGCCGAGCGUGCGGCCCUGCUGUGGGUUCCAGUCGCCGUUUUCACCCGACGGCGUUAGAGAUGGUGGGUGACCGGGCCUGGUGUUGCGCCUCGGUUACGCCGCCAUCCCGUGUUAGCCCGGCUACUUGGCCGAUCGUGGACUUCUCUCUUCCAGCAGCGGCGACCGGAGGUCUCUCAGCACCUAGUCGCUUGUUGCGGCGACUAAGCCGGUGUGUACCGGGAUGAGAGAUGGCGAUAUCUGGCGGGUGAAGGAGAGGUAGUCGGAGCUUGAGAUCAAAAAAAAAUGGUCGGCGAUUUUUAUUAACCUCUGAAUUUUCGGAUUACAUUUUUUCCUUAGGUAUAGAACCGCCGGAGAAGGUUGAUGUUCCAGGGGCGCUCCACCUCUUUAGUGAGCGGCUCGCCUUUGUCGUCCUUGCGGACGUCGAUGAGAUAGUAGGAGUCGUUGCCGAGUACGCGGCUGACGGCGAAUGGUCCUUCCCAGGGCGGGGACAGCUUGUGCAUCCCUUUCUUGUCCUGGAUUAGCCGGAGUACCAGGUCGCCGACUUGGAAGGAGCGACUCCGAACGCGGCGACUGUGGUAACGACGGAGGUCCUGCUGGUAAAUGGCGGUUCUGGAGAGUGCGAGGUCUCUGGCCUCAUCGAGGAGAUCGAUGUCGUCUUGGCGAGCUCGCUCGUUGUCUUCUUCGGCGUAGUUGGCGACCCGAGGCGAGUCGUAGGCGAUGUCCGUGGGCAUGACGGCUUCGGCGCCAUAUACCAGGAAGAAAGGCGUGAAGCCGGUUGACCUGUUAGGCGUUGUGCGGAUGCCCCAUAGUACUGAAGAGAGCUCCUCUGCCCAGCAACCGGCUGCGCGCUCUAGGGGCACGACCAGGCGUGGUUUGAGUCCGUGCAGGAUGCUCUGGUUUGCCCUUUCUGCUUGGCCGUUCGACUCGGGGUGGGCGACUGAGGCGAGAUCGAGUCGGAUGCCCUUUUCUUCGCAAAAGUCAGCCAUCUCCCCUUUGGCGAAGUUGGUGCCGUUGUCGGUUAUGAUACUGUGAGGGUAGCCGUACCGAUAGAUGAGCUCGCGUAGGAACUUUGUAGCCGUCUUCCCGUCGCACUUCUUUAUGGGCUUUGCUUCUACCCACUUGGUGAACUUGUCCACCGCUACCAGGAGGUGAGUAUAUCCGCCGGGGGCCGUUUUGAAUUUUCCCACCAUGUCCAUGCCCCAUACGGCGAAGGGCCAGGUGAGGGGGAUGGUCUUCAAUGCCGAUCCUGGCAUGUGCGACUGGCUUGCAUACUUUUGGCACCCGGCGCAUGAACGGACAAGGGCGAUUGCGUCUUCGUGGGCUGUUGGCCAGUAGAAGCCGUGACGAAAGGCCUUGGCGACGAUUGAACG